CCGGCCGCGCCCCGCCCCGCCCCGCCCGGACCUGGCCCGCGGGGGAAAGGGCGGCUGAGCAGCGUUUCCGGGUCGCGGCGGGGCCGGGAGGCGCAGCGGGCGGCGGCGGCGCUGGGAGACGCCAUGGCCUUGUGGUGGUGGCGGCGCUGCUGCUGCUUCUCCCGGGCGCCCGCGUUCGGCUCCCUCCGGAGCCUGCUGGAGGCCGCAGGGCCGCGACUCGGCUGCGGGCCCUGCGCGGGGCGGGCUGCGGGAAGAGCCGAGAUGCAUUAUUUUCUGGGGAGAAGUUCAGUUUUGUCAUUUCCAAAAAUUCGUAGUAUAUUUUUGCGGUUUCAUCAUACAACAACCUCACGAACAUGCAGCUGUAGUAAAACAGUUACUGAUGAAAAAUACAAGGACCCUUUUAAACUUGGUCGGAGAGACUUAAAGAAUCUGUAUGAGGAUAUUAAAAAGGAAUUUCUUGUAUCUACAGCAGAACUUAGGGAAAUGUGUGAAUAUUACUUUGAUGGAAAAGGGAAAGCCUUUCGACCAAUGAUUGUGGUGCUAAUGGCAAGGGCGUGCAAUAUUCACCAUAAUAACUCCGGGGAGGUGCAAGCAAGCCAACGCUCUGUGGCCAUAAUUGCAGAGAUGAUCCAUACUGCUAGUCUAGUUCAUGAUGAUGUCAUUGAUGAUGCAAAUUCUCGGAGAGGAAAAAUGACUGUUAAUCAAAUCUGGGGGGAGAGAAAGGCUGUUUUAGCUGGGGAUUUUAUCCUUUCAGCAGCUUCUGUUGCUUUAGCAAGAAUUGGAAACAUUACUAUUAUAUCGGUAUUAAGUCAGGUGAUUGAAGAUUUGGUGCGUGGUGAAUUCCUUCAGUUGGGCUCCAAAGAAAAUGAAGAUGAGAGAUUUACUCACUACCUCGAGAAGACCUUUAAGAAGACUGCAAGUCUUAUCGCAAACAGUUGUAAAGCAGUUUCCAUACUAGGCUGCCCUGAUCCAAAAGUUCAUGAGAUUGCAUACCAGUAUGGAAAAAACGUUGGCAUAGCUUUUCAGCUAAUAGAUGAUGUGCUUGAUUUUACAUCCUGUGCUGACCAACUGGGGAAACCAGCAGCAGCGGAUCUCAAACUUGGAUUAGCCACAGGUCCUGUUUUAUUUGCUUGCCAACAGGACAUAGCUGGAAGGAUCUCCUCUCCUCUUAUCUAAUGAAACAAGUACUGGCAUUGACUGGCUCCAGCGGGAGCUGCAUUCAGCAUUCCUCCAUUGGAGAGUGGACCAUUAUUACUGAGGACUUGAAGAGAAAUGAGUUAGAACAAGCUUAGAUAAGUGUAGUUUUUUUCCUUCCUUACAUCUUCCAGAACAAAAAUAGAGUAAGAGACUAAUAUGGGUCCACACUUGCACAAAGGGGAAGGACAGUAUGGCAAGAGAGCCGCCUUUUAGAAGAGACAGGAAGGCAGGGAUGGUACUGGCCACAUAGAAAGGGAGCGAUGCUAGUGGCCCCUGAGAACAAAACCCUCCAUGUUCCACUUGUUUCAGUGGGAAAUCCUCAAGGAGUCACGAGAACUCGUUCCCACCCUGUAAGAUCUCUCUUGACUUAGUGAUGAUUUUCUAGAGAAAAAGGGAAGAGAGGCACAUACAACAGAAAAAGGGAACAGCGACAGUGGCAAAGUACAGAAAGAGGAUGCAGCGUAGAAAUGAACAGCAAGUGGACAGAAAAGGGAAGAUACUUGCAGACUGCCACAGCACUGUUACAAGAAUCUGUGUAGUUGAUUGAUCUGUAGAGUGCUGAUGAGUCCAACCCAGAACCUGUUUUAUUAACUUAGUAUUUUAUUUAUUUACAUUUGUAUAUUACAUCGUAGGUGCACGUGGCAUGCAGUGUUUCUCAAAAGCAGCCACCAGUAGAUUGGUUUGCAGCCAUGACAGCCUUCAAAGCAUGGGUGGAGAUUUGGGGGAGGGGAGGGAUGGGAAGCAAAGCAGCAGCCCCUGCCUGCAGCACCCAGCUGUUGCUCUUGACUAGCUGUUACCAAGGGCAGCAAGAUCUGCCACCUUGAUGUUUGUGCUGGCACUGCCAACAGGGAUCAGUGCCCUGCACCAUUCAACCUUGGGGGUUCUGGGAAGCGCCUCAGGAGCCAUGUGGGGCUGGUGUGUGCGGUACUGGAUGUGGCUCUUGUCAGUGGAGGCAGCUGCAGUGUUCAGUUACCAGGGCACUCCCUUGGGCAGCUCCCCUGCUCCUGCCCAGCUGGGGCAUGGGGAGCCUGGGACUCCACAGGUGGCUGGUGAAUUCCUGACCCACCUUCCCUGGGGCAGGCUCUCAGGGAAGAGCCAUGGGAGUCAGACUGGUUUGUCAGAGCGGCCACCAGCAAGAGUUGGUGGCCACACUCUACGGCUACCAUAAAAUUUGUUGUGAGAACCCCUGCUCUACAGAGUGGUUAAAGACAUAAUGCCUGACCCUGAGAAGCUUAGGAUCUAAGAUAGAAAGGGCAUGGAGAGGGGACAUCAGGCAAAGGGGAGGAAGUUUACACACUAAGGUUGUGUGGUUCUGCUUGUCACAAGGUACACAAUGUUAGUGCCACCUUUCUUGUUUAAAAAAAAAAAUUAGUAAGAUCCUAAAGGAGUAAAGAUUAUUGUGGCAGAUGGCAUGAAAAUCUAGUUUUCAGCCUCUGUAUGGCCAAGACCCAGUAGUCUCCCAGUACUGCUUGUGUUUAGUCAUUUAAGAAGGCUUCUAUUCUCAGAUCAUCUGGGUGUAAGUGCCUCUAGCAGCUUUGUAAUUCUUCGUUCUGGCCACAGUAUAGUAAUAGAAGAAACCGGAGGAGAUAAAAUUAGCUGUACAGGAUCCAUUCUCUUAUCCAUAUUUCCAUCUUAAAAUUGUGCUGUCUGUUCUGAGUUAAUCAGCUUUUGGUUUGACUCUAAUGUUUGCAUUUUAUGAAUUGUUCUAGAGUAGACAAAACUUGAGUUUCUAAUAUUAAAAUAAAGGUAAAAAAACCUGACAUUUUAGAAUUUUCAUUGAUCACAAGUCCAGUGUUUUGGUUAUGGGCUACUUAUUAGUGUUCCCCCUUUCACACUCACUCUUUAUAUCUUGAUAAUGCAAUUGUCAAUGUUUCAUCUGGCUGUCCUUCCACAGAACAUUUUGGAAGGUCUUUUAUGUCCAGCGGAAAACCUCCUCAUUGACAAUUUCCUGCUGUUUACAAGCAACUAGUACUGAGCCACACUGCAGGAUUAAGUAAUGUGUUGUUUGUUUGCAUUCCCAGAUCCAGUUUUUAAAACUUAUGUAAUCAGACACUUAUUUGUACUAGUAGCAAUAAAUGUUAUACAUCCAUUUGCAUGGAGGCUGUCAACACAUCCCCCACACUUGGGAUAGGAAUUAGCAGUGUGCAACAAAGUGCCGCACUGUAACUCUCCUGUGUGGACUCUGCAGCAGGAUUAUAUUAAUGUGAACUAGGAUCUUUUAGUUUGUGUCUGUGCAGUACAAGCCCUUUGAAGAAGAAAAACUCAGUCUAAAACCUGUAAAGGGUUUUCCCUGAAGGUUAAUUUUUCUUUGGCAAAAGAUAUACAUCUGCUUCUCUUCCUCCUACCAUUUUGGCCAGCAGUUAACCUGUUAUGUCCAUAUGUUGAAGACGCUUUUACAAACAAGUCAUUAUAGCUUUGGAAAUGCCUUUGGCUUCCACUUUCACAGAAAAGUGUUAUAAAAUAAAUAAUCAAUGCUUUUAUGCAUUUAAAGUUGACUUAGAAGUGAGAUUUCUUAAAAUUUAUAUGUAUAAAUGUAACAUCAGCCCCAGCUCUGCAUAAUGUGACUGUAUUCUCAAGUUUUUUUUAACAAUUGAAAUGAAAGCUGCAGGCUACAUAUUGGUUCCCUUAAGAGAAUUUACCAAGAAGUGGGAAUUUCUCAUUUUUGCACAGAAUAGUUAAACAUUAAAUUCUCAUACAUUUUCAAUCCUAUACUUUUAAGAGGUGACUUUAGAAUUAAUAAGCACUCCUUUCAAAGGUUUAUACAUUAGCUGUUAUAUGCAGAUUUUAAGGUUAAGAAUAACUUUGUGUGAAAGGUCUGGUUUUUCUAUAUUUUUGCAAGUUAGGUUAUUAGUGCUUUGACAGUCUUGCAAAAUGAGCAGAGAUGAAUAAUAUGCAAAUUGUAAUUAAAAUUGCCAUAAUACAGUAAGUUGGAAUCAGUAGAAAACCCAGUGAGCACUAACAAGUGUAGGUUCUGCCUAAGAAAACUGCUUGAAAGCAGUAAGAGGAACAUUGUCAUUAUGGAGAGAUGUAGGUCCCCAAUACAAAAUUUCUCAAGUCACACAUUGAUGCUGAAAAUCCUUUACAAAUGUAUAGCACAAGUUAAAUUUUAGCUUAAUCGUAGCUGUCCCCUGCUGAUGAGGAAAAAAGAACUCAUUAUUAUAAAGCAGCACAGUGAUGCUGAGGUUCCUGCAUGCUGUGAAAUAAUGUGUUUUAAAAUACAGCAUCUUGAGGAAGUAAGGGCUAGCAGCUGUUUGGAUUUAUGACAGUGAUUUACCCAGACAAUGCACUUUAGACUGGCAGAUUUGUAGAGUAAGACUUUUACUCAUUAACCACACUUUUGAGGUUGAAAACACCAGUAUCCUACUUUUUAAAUGUUCAGAUUAUAUAUGAAAAGCCAGAGUUAUUAGCUACAUUAAGUAUUAAGAUACCUAUGCUGUCAUCCUUGAAUCUAAACUGGAAGAGUUUAGUAUGCAUUUCUGAACUUGUAUACCCUCUCAUCACUGUACUUAAACACCCACAGCUGGCCUGGAUGAGCCUGCCUGAGCCCAAAACUUCUGUAGUGCAAUUGUAUAGCCCUUCCCCAGCCUGAGUCAGCUGACUAGACCAGCUGCAGCUGUUUUGUUUGGUACUGAAUUUUGAGCUAGAUACUACCUGCAGGGAUGAUUACAAGUAGAGGAGGAAAACAGCCCUUACUUUGCCCAUUUAAUUCAAAUCUACCAUAUUCAGGAAGGGUGGGGAUCUGAUUUGGGUCUAAUUCUAAUUAAAUAUUUAGCACAUUGGGAAGUCUUAUGCACAUCAAAUGGGCCAAGUUCAGUUAUGUUUGAAUGGCUGUGUCUUAUCUUACCUCUCCCUAAGAAAUGGGGCACAUCUAAUUUACACUACAUCCAAGAUUUACCAUGACUUCCCCCUCCCAAGAUAUCCAGAGGGUUAGUUUCUGCUCCUUAACUAUUUUAAAAGGACAGGUUCUGUACUACAUUGAUCCCUACUGCAUCUAUAUUUAAAACCAACACAAACUUAAACCUGAGAUGCAGCAAGUAAUGUGCAGGGGGAGGGGGGAAGAAAUAACCUAGUUACUGGAGGCUGUGUGAAAGUGAAGCUUCUACCCCAUGCCUUGUAUUCUUAUUACCUUUCAUCAGAGGACCUCAAAAGCAUUUUUUUCAAAGCAGGUAAGUUAUCCUUGUACAAAUGAGAUAAGAGGCCCAAAGUCAGUCAGUGACCCUCAAGACACCUGAGUAGAAUAGAAGCCUCUAUUAGACUGUUUGAGGUUGUAUUAAUAGACUAGCUCCAGGGAUCUAGUACAUUUUUAUCUGCCCUUUGACAUUAAUGUAACAGACAGCUACACAGAGAAAACAUUUCAUAAGUCAAUAGUUAAAUUUUCUCCUUCAU
Chelonia mydas (Green sea turtle) is the source of this 5583-nucleotide messenger RNA. RefSeq names its product decaprenyl diphosphate synthase subunit 1 (gene PDSS1). Gene Ontology annotation, biological process: isoprenoid biosynthetic process; ubiquinone biosynthetic process. Gene Ontology annotation, molecular function: prenyltransferase activity. The coding region runs from base 124 to 1176 and encodes 350 amino acids. Gene Ontology annotation, cellular component: mitochondrion; transferase complex. Lineage: Eukaryota; Metazoa; Chordata; Testudines; Cheloniidae. The transcript has 10 exons. The record is from RefSeq and is a predicted model, not a curated record.